Messenger RNA from Scylla paramamosain (green mud crab), 1200 nucleotides. RefSeq names its product cilia- and flagella-associated protein 251-like. The transcript is spliced from 8 exons. The record is from RefSeq and is a predicted model, not a curated record. NCBI's taxonomy places the organism in Eukaryota, Metazoa, Arthropoda, Malacostraca, Decapoda, Portunidae. The coding region runs from base 1 to 1200 and encodes 399 amino acids.
AUGGCGGGCAGCUACACCCCGUCCAGCAUCCCAGGUGACAGGCUGUGCAGGAAAUUCUUCCGGAGAGUCUUCGGGCGGAAGAGCACCAUUAGCUGUCCAGCGGGCCCCUUGAAGACACCCAGCAAAGACAUCAGGAGCAAGCCACCAGAGGAACAAGGAAAAGAUGGAGGUAGUCAGGAGGAGGAGGAGGAGGAGGAGGAGGAGGAGGAGGAGGAGGAGGAGGAGGAGGAGGAGGAAUAUGACGAAGAAGAAGAAGAAGAAGAAGAAGAAGAAGAAGAAGAAGAAGAAGAAGAAGAAGAAGAAGAAGAAGAAGAAGAAGAAGAAGAAGAAGAAGAAGAAGAAGAAGAAGAAGAAGAAGAAGAAGAAGAAGAAGAAGAAGAAGAAGAAGAAGAAGAAGAAGAAGAAGAAGAAGAAGAAGAAGAAGAAGAAGAAGAAGAAGAAGAAGAAGAAGAAGAAGAAGAAGAAGAAGAAGAAGAAGAAGAAGAAGAAGAAGAAGAAGAAGAAGAAGAAGAAGAAGAAGAAGAAGAAGAAGAAGAAGAAGAAGAAGAAGAAGAAGAAGAAGAAGAAGAAGAAGAAGAAGAAGAAGAAGAAGAAGAAGAAGAAGAAGAAGAAGAAGAAGAAGAAGAAGAAGAAGAAGAAGAAGAAGAAGAAGAAGAAGAAGAAGAAGAAGAAGAAGAAGAAGAAGAAGAAGAAGAAGAAGAAGAAGAAGAAGAAGAAGAAGAAGAAGAAGAUCACGAGGAGGAAAAGAAGGGACAUCUAUAUACUGCAUACAUGAAAAAGGGAAAAAAAAAAGUCUCCCUCCAUCUAUCCAUCCCAUAUCCUCUCCCUUCUUCCUUUCUUCCUCUCACCAGAAUAACCAUGCACGCCCUUGAACCCACGGAAACGGCGGCAUUGUUGCUCAUGACGCGGCUACAGAGGUGGCAGGUGGGUGCUGUGGUGGUGGUGGCGGUGGUGGUGGUAGUGCCGGUGGUAGUUGUGAAGUUUUUGGAGAUGGGUCUUAAUGCUGGUGCUUCUUAUGGUCGGGGCCCCGAUUAUGUGUCAUGCAUAUCACCCUCAAGACGCCGCCAUGACGACAAACUAGUUUCACUGCGUCCACCUGACUCGGCGUGUCCCGAGCGUCGUGCAGGACCACCUCUGCCCGGCGCGGCGUGGAGGCCGUGUGGUGGCCGCCUCUGCACCGCCGCCCACCGCCACACCUGA